Molecule: messenger RNA, 1423 nt
Organism: Solanum verrucosum
Lineage: Eukaryota; Viridiplantae; Streptophyta; Magnoliopsida; Solanales; Solanaceae
Product: protein WHAT'S THIS FACTOR 9, mitochondrial
Exons: 2
Coding region: 1-1245 (414 amino acids)
Molecular function (GO): RNA binding
Source: RefSeq, a predicted model, not a curated record
AUGCUGAGGAUUUUAGUAAAAGAAGGUUCCACUAUUUCCAUAUUGAAUUUCCAUCAGAAGCGUACUCUUGUCAAUGUAAAGCUUAAAUGGGUUAAAGAUAGUGUCUUGGAUUCUGUGGUAGCUGGAGGUACACAACUCAAGGCUGGAACUACACUAGUUUCCAUCAUUACCUCACAAUCCACUUCUGGUAUUCCUAUUUACCAUCUCCAAAGAAAGCAUAGGCAGCUUGGACUCCCUCAUGACUUGAAAGUUUCCACUUUCCUUAGGCGAUACCCGAAUAUUUUUCAGGAGUUUUUUUGUAGUGAUAGUGCUGGUUCUCCUGUUCCGUGGUUCAAAUUAACUCCUGAGACUUUAGAAUUUCAUCAUGAGCAAGUUGACGUUUUCCGCCAGUGCAGCACAGAUAUUGUUAAUAGGUUGAGAAAGGUUUUGAUGAUGACCAAUAAGAGGAUGCUUCCUCUUCAGACAAUUGAUCAGCUAAAAUGGGAUUUAGGCUUGCCACAUGAUUGCGCUAGUUCAUUGAUUAUAAAAUAUCCUAAGCUGUUUAGUUUGGUGGACCUUCCUGAUGGUCGUGUCGGUCUGAGGCUUUUAGCAUGGGAUCACAAAUUAGCUGUUUCCCAUUUGGAGGAGAAUUCUGCAAAGGAAAAUGGGACCUUGAUGUUUCCUAUUGGAUUUACCAGGGGUUUUGGGUUAAAGAGAAAAUGUAUGAAAUGGUUGGAGGAAUGGCAAAAGCUGCCUUAUACUUCUCCUUAUGUAGAUGCUUCUCAUUUGGACCCAAGGACAGAUGUGUCAGAGAAGAGGAUAGUUGGAGUCUUUCAUGAGCUUUUGAACCUCACCUUACAAAAGAAAACAGAGAGGAGCAAUGUUAGCAAUCUUCGUAAGCCAUUGGAAUUGCCUCAGAAGUUCACAAAGGUCUUUGAGCGGCAUCCGGGGAUAUUUUACAUUUCUAUGAAGGGUGGCACGCAGACAAUCGUCCUUAGAGAGGCUUAUGAGCGCAAUCAACUGAUUGAGAAGCAUCCCCUUGUUCAUAUAAGGGAGAAAUUCGCAAACAUGAUGACACUAGGUUUUCUAGAUCGUAGUAGAGGGCUAUAUAAAGACAAUAACCAAGGUCCAGAAGAAGAGGAGUCACUGACAAGUAGUUUUGUUGGUGAGACCUGUGGAACUAGAUAUUACUCUGAUAUAGUCUCAGAUUCAGGUAUGGGUUUAGAAGAUGAAGCAAAGAAGAUAAAGGUCCUUCAACAAUGUUGAAGUUAUAAGCUGAGAGGUGAUUGGACUGACUACUUGAGGCUCUUAGAAACAUGUGGAAGUAGAUUGCAUAUGCUCUUAGUAUAUGAAUAACAUUAGAUAGAGGUCCUUUAAGAAGUACUGUUGAAGAUAAAAGCUGAGAGGUGAUUAGCUGUAACUUUGAGAUUCUCAUUCUUCAUCU